Molecule: messenger RNA, 2983 nt
Organism: Triplophysa rosa
Lineage: Eukaryota; Metazoa; Chordata; Actinopteri; Cypriniformes; Nemacheilidae
Gene: rbm45
Product: RNA binding motif protein 45
Exons: 9
Coding region: 137-1588 (483 amino acids)
Molecular function (GO): RNA binding
Source: RefSeq, a predicted model, not a curated record
GCCCAUUGCGCUUGUCACCCGUCCAGUAGCGUCGUCGUAUAAAUGCUUGCACUGUUCUAGAUAACAAAGAACCUACUUGUUACUUGAAUUUUAAGAUCACUUUAGUGAUUUAGUAAAACUUUACUUUUCUCGGUAUAUGUGGUUAAGUACAGCAGUCAUUGUCAUUUCAUUCCUUACAGUUAUAAACAUGGAUGAAAGUCACAGACCGUCUUCAUAUCUGGACGAGCCGCCGAACAGUCGUCUGUUUCUCGUCACCAGUAAAUCAGUCUCUGAAGAUGUCAUCCGAGAGCAUUUCACACGCUUCGGGGUGAUUCAGGACUUCUGGGUGGUGAAAGACAAACACACGAAAGAGUCGAAAGGAGUUUCGUUUGUGAAGUACGCGAAGUCUUCUCAAGCUUGCACUGCUAUGGAGGAGAUGCACGGAAAAUGCCUGGCCGAAGGAACUAAACCCAUAAAGGUGUUCAUCGCACAGUCCAGAUCUUCUGGAAAUCACCGGGAUGUGGAGGACGAGGAGCUCACCAGAAUAUUUGUCAUGAUCCCAAAAACCUUCACGGAGGAGGACUUGAAAGAAACCUUUAAGGAGUAUGGCGAUAUAGAGUAUGCCAUUGUUAUAAGAAAUAAGACCACGGGGGAAAGUAAAGGUCUGGGAUAUGUAAGAUACCACAGGCCUUCAUAUGCCGCUCGAGCCAUAGAGAACUGUGAUAAGACCUUUAGAGCCAUUUUAGCUGAACCGAGAACCAAAAACGCAUCGGCAGACAGCGAGUAUGCCACAAGCUCCAGACCGGAGCACUCCGGAAGCGAUCCAGGCCCCAGCACAUCCGCAUUUGCUCACGACUCUGCGAGAUACAGUGCAGGAGAUGCGUGGAGCUCUGACAUAAUCACCCGCUGCCUGAUGGUCACGUCACGAGCAGCGGUCACACAGGAACAGAUCUAUGGGCUGUUCGAUCUCAUCCCAGGCAUGGAUUUAUGUGAGAUGCAGAGAGACCAAUACGGCUUUAACAAAGGGCAGGCUAUAGUCCGCUAUAACAAUCUGGGCUCUGCCGUUUAUGCCAAAGAGAAGCUGAGUGGUUUCGAGUAUCCUCCCGGAAACCUUCUCUCAGUAACUUAUAUAGAUGAUGGAGAGGACAAGACCAGUCUUGUAGGGAGGAUGGCCAUGCAGCUUGUAGCCGCUCAGAUGAUGUCUGUGGUCUGGAACGGACCCUCCAGUACACAGCUCAUGAAGACCAGCAUGGGCUUUGCAUCGGCUCCUGCACUCCCAAAGAGCCGCGUGCAGACGGAUGUAGCUCUGCCUCCCCCGAGGAAACUGGCCCCGCAUGAAAGUGUGGCUAAAGAGAGACUCUUUGUCAUAUUCAACCCCUCACCCCUGCCUGUGGAUGUGCUGGAGGAUGUGUUCUGUCGUUUUGGUUCCCUAAUGGAUGUUUACCUGGUUCCCGGCCGGAACCUGGGCUAUGUAAAGUACGCUGACAGAAGGCACGCCAUGGAUGCCAUAGCAGCGCUGCACGGUAAAGUGGUGAACGGGGUCAAGAUGAAGGUCUUGCUGGCAGACCCGCCAAAAGAGGAGUCACACAAACGACAGAGAACCUACUGACCUUUGACCUUACCACCAUCACAGGUAAGUCAGCUCAGUAGGUAAGAUAGCGUGAACACAGUUUUGUGGACAUAAUUACAGUUGUUUCUCUAAACUUAGUUUGAUAUGUUUAAGCAACUGAAGAAAAAUAUUCUGCAUAUCAGGGAUUUAAUGUAAUUGUGAAAUUGGUCAAAAUAAAUGAUGCAGCAUUUGUUACAUCACAGCAACAACAAAAAAACCUUCUAAAGAACUGUGACAGUGUUGUAUUUCUUGUGAUUCAGUAAACUGGACUUCCUGUCAUUCCAGUUGUGACCCACAGAACAUCCUGUGGUGCGAAUUGAAUCCUUACGUUUACCCAAACCUCUUUUGUAUUAAUGCCCGUCUUUCUUUCAGGAGCUGAUAGCUCACACGCUACUUGAAACGAACAAUCCUCGGUUUAACAUUUUUUUGGACUACUUACAGGAAGGAAUGUGUGUCUUUGUAGGUCACUUACAUGACAGUUUGAUAUCGGUUAGACCAGUGGUUCUCAACUCUGGCCCGCCAGAUCCAUUUUCCUGCCGAGUUUAGCCCCAACUCUGAUAAAACACACCUGAACAAACUAAUCAGCAUCAGAUUCGAUCAACUUGAUGCGGCGCUACGCAAAUCAAACGGCAUGUGACAUAAUGGUACAGCGAGAACGAUUCAAGUGCCAAAUGCGCCGUAUGCAUUUUUUAUCUUGCGGUACUUUCAUGCGACACGCCAAGCAAUCUGCGUAGCCCCGCAUGAAGUUGAACGCGUCUGUUCCUGAAGACGCGAAUUAGCUUGUUCAGGUGUGUUUUUAUCAUAGUUGGGACUGAACUCGGCCAGAGAUGAGAAGUAAACAGUAGAAGUAAACGCUCGUUCUUGCAUAUUUAAAUGUGCAGUGUUAUCAACAUCAUAUCUCUUCUUUAUAUUUGAUAAGAUUUGAAGCAUAUUGUUUGUGAUCACUUUUUUAGCCUUCUAGAUUUUUGCCACGAUUUGUCCAAAUGACCAAAACAUAAUGAUUAGGUCUGGCAGACGAUGCUUGAGGUUUAUCCAGACUGUAUUCUGCUGUUCCUCUGUGGACGCGGUGUUUAACUGUGUUGUCUUUGUUCUUACAGAGUUUUAAGUGACAUGACGCAUGACCAUGACAGGACGGAUAUGACACGACCUCAUAGCGACGGACACUGACUGCCGUACUGCUAUUUCUGUUUGUUUUAAUUGCAGAGAAAGUGUUGUUUUGUUUUUUUGCACUUUUUAGCUUUUUCUCUUUUAUGCUCUCGUGUUUACUGUUAGCUAAUAGAGACACUUCACUAAAGGUGACAGAAAGAACCACAGACAAGUGUCAGCCCAUGCCAAUCAUUAUGUGUUUGAUGUGUACAGAACCACCAAAAUAAAGGAGACUGGCUUUAUAAACCA